CACACACACUCAUACACACUCACACACACGCCUCUCCGUGCUGAGCAGUCAACACCAUCAGCACUCAGCACCAGCACCGUCUCUGGACGCAGACACACGCAGACACCGACAGCCCGCACAGGGAAACACUGAUGCUGAGCUGAUCCACCGGGAUGCUGACAGCGAAGGAAAAAGAGGACAACAUCUAUAUUUGAAUCACUGGCAGUCGCUCAUCUGCAUCUCACUUACAGCACCGCGCUGAGCUCUGAACGCUGUACUGUACGCACUGUCACCUCUGCUCUGACCUGGCUGUUUGACAGGAAGUUCAGCAGCAGCUCCGGGGCUUUGGUCCCGUCAGACCCUGACCCCUGACACACUGCCCCCCUCCCUCACAUCACCCCCUCCCUCCCUCCCCUCUGCUCUCCCUGCCAUGUCCAACGACAGCAGCCUCCUCGGUGUGUGGGAGGCCUCGGAUUGGGCAGACGCCGCUCAGUGCCCGCCCUCGGUGGGAGGGGCCACUUUCUUGAUCGUAGCGUACAGUGCCGUCAUAGCAAUCGGGUUGCUAGGCAACGCAGGCCUAGUGUUCAUUAUCGCCCGGCAACAGGAGCUGCGUAACGUCACCAACAUCCUGAUCGCCAACCUGUCGUGCUCUGACAUCCUCAUGUGUGUGGUGUGUCUUCCCGUUACCGUCAUUUACACUCUGAUGGACCGCUGGGUGCUGGGAGAGGCCCUGUGUAAGGUCACCCCCUUCGUCCAGUGCAUGUCGGUGACAGUCUCCAUCUUCUCAUUGGUGCUGAUCGCUCUGGAGCGUCACCAGCUGAUCCUCCAUCCCACCGGCUGGUCCCCUGCUGCCGGACACUCCUACCUAGCCGUGGGGCUAACGUGGUUGGUCGCUUGCUUCAUCUCUCUGCCCUUCCUGUCCUUCAACAUCCUCACUAAUGACCCCUUCCAGAACAUCAGCCUGCCCACAAACCCUUUCAGGGACCAUCUGAUCUGCAUGGAGCUGUGGCCGUCGGAUAAGCAUCGUCUUGCCUACACGACUUCGCUGCUGCUCUUCCAGUACUGCCUGCCACUUCUGCUGGUGUUCCUGUGCUACCUCAGGAUCUUCCUACGCCUGAAACGACGCAGGUUUGGUGUGAUAUUUCCCAGUGAAAUGUCUGACAAUAGGCGUCACGCUGUGUUGUGCAGGGACAUGCUGGAGCGCAGCAGGAGGACUCGAGGAGCCCAGAGGAUUAACGUGAUGCUGUUGGCCAUCGUCAUAGCCUUCGCUCUGUGCUGGCUGCCGCUGAACGUCUUCAACACGCUGUUUGACUGGCACCACCAGGUCCUCCCCGACUGCCAGCACGACGCCAUCUUCUCGGCCUGCCACCUGACCGCGAUGGCCUCCACCUGCAUCAACCCCGUGGUGUACGGCUUCCUCAACAGCAACUUCCAGAGGGAGCUGAAGUCGACGCUGCAGCGCUGCCAGUGUGGCAACCGGGCGGCGGAGAGCUACGAGAGCUUCCCUCUGUCCACUGUGGGCAGCGAGGCCACGACGAAAGCCACCUCCCUCAACAGGAUGGGAUCAGUGUGCGUUCCCUCACCCAGACCUGAGGUCGGCUCAGCAAUACCGGCGAAAACAAUACCAGCCAACACCUAAUUAUGAGCACUAUGAGCUCUCGUCUGCCGAGUGGCUGGCAGGCAGAUGGCCUGUGAGUGGCUGACAGCUGGAACAGUGUGUGACAGGCAGGGCAGGAACAGCUGUCUGACACGAGUCAAAUACACUUCACUUCAUCUCCAUAACUUUCCUGUCGGAGUGGAACAGCUUGUUUGACUGGAGCACACUGUUCAGGGGCAGCAGACGGUGAGGGUGGAGGCUGGCUGGCGUAGCGUCAGAGUCCCAAACAUGAGAAGUAAAAUCUUGUAAAUGGACUCAGUCGAGGGAUGUGGAGAGAAGACAGGAGAGCUCGGGUAAUUGGCCGUUCGCUAAGCCCCACUCCCCAUCGCUAUUUGUGUUCGAGAUAAUGGCGACAGAUUAAUCGUGGAAAUUCAUAAUCGUUUUGAAAAUGACUGAUCCAUGAUUUUAAACAGAAGUACGCAAAAGCAGCUUCUCAUUUUUAGUAGAUUUUGGCAGCUUGGUCAGUUGGUUGAAAAAUCUGAGUUAGGAUUAUGACUAACUUUUUAAAACAUAGAAGAAGUCGUGAAUAUCCACUUGAUAGUGACAUAAAGACUAAAGCUAAACAUUUUAACACACAGGAAAAAUACUGUAUUAUAGACUGCAGAAAAGGAAAGUGUUUGUUCUAAUGUAACCAUGUUUAGCUGCUUACUAUUAACCAUACUUAAACAGAAUUAGCCGUCAUUGUUAAUAUUUUCAGCCAUUACAUUUUGAUUUUAAAAGAGAAAUGGCCCUCUGCCCCCCAUUUGUUUGACAAAGGCUGGAGCAAGCCGCUAAUGUUAGCUUAGCCUCAGAUGUGACCGUAUCUUGGAUUGGCUCCCACAGAGUGGACGUCUGUAACCCAAUGUCUUAAUGUACUUAGCUAAUUAUAUGCUAACUGUUAGCCGUGGAGGCAAAGAAAGUUAUGAUAUGCUAAAGAUAUGCUAAUAGUUGCAGCUUAGAGCAGAUAAACACACAGUUUAAUGAAAUCCUUACAUUUUUGCUUGUGUAUUUUUGGAGUUUGGAAAGCUGAUAAAAAUACGUGACAUUGUAAACUCUUCACUUUGCCAUGUUAUGGACCACUUGC
This is a messenger RNA of Scatophagus argus, 2699 nucleotides long. RefSeq names its product neuropeptide Y receptor Y8a (gene npy8ar). The transcript is spliced from 5 exons. Gene Ontology annotation, molecular function: neuropeptide binding; neuropeptide Y receptor activity. Bases 410 to 1618 code for a protein of 402 amino acids. Gene Ontology annotation, biological process: G protein-coupled receptor signaling pathway. The record is from RefSeq and is a predicted model, not a curated record. Gene Ontology annotation, cellular component: neuron projection; plasma membrane. NCBI's taxonomy places the organism in Eukaryota, Metazoa, Chordata, Actinopteri, Scatophagidae.